AUGCAGAAUGUUAGCGGGAAUAUGGGGACGUGGACAAAGGUUAGCGGAUAUGUAUACUUUCAAAAAACAAGCUACAACCGCUUCUUUAAUCGGAUUGGAGUUGGGGCUAAAACAUCCACUGGAGUAGGCAAUGAGGUAUUAAAGCCCAUUCAAGGUCAAAAGAAUAAUUCCAAAGGGCUUCUUACUGGGGAUGAUUCUGAUGUUAACAUUGAUGGAGCUUCCUUCGAUCCAUUAUUUACUUACCCUUCUGCCACAAGGAAUAACAUAGAAGGCUGGGAGUUAUCACCUGAGCCAGUUCAUGAGGAAAACAUGGAUGAUGAGCUCUCAUCAGAAGAUGAGGAUAUGCACAUUCAAAAUGGAAAUGAGAAUUUUGAUAACCAUGAUAACGAGGCUUGUGAAGACAUACUUGAAAAUGUUCAUGUCGAUGAGAGAGAGAUAUCUCAAACAAUUCAAGAUGUGAACGUUGAAGGUGGGGGCUCUUCUUUCGCUGAGAAGAACGUGAAUCAGAAAAAGAGGGGAAGAAACAAAUGCAAGGAAAUUGCCAAGCUUAAACCCGAUGAGAAGUUGGAGAUUACUUUCUACAACAAUAGAGCUGUUGGAACAAAUCAUAAAGUAUUUGCACGACAUUUGGGGAUCAUAGUGCGAGAUACAAACAUCUGCCCGGUGAGAGUGCGCAAAUGGGAUGAUGUUGGAGAUAAAGAAAAGGAACACAUGUGGAGUGCCGUCACGGAUGUCUUCACUAAUGAAAGCAUGGACAUUUACAAGCAACAUGUCCUUGGCCAUAUGAGAGAGUUAUGGACAAAUUGGAGGUCAGACUUGUUAAGGAAUAAUGUCACUAAAAAGGGAAUCACCUUAGAAGCUGCAUACAAAGGUGAGCCACCUAGUGGACAUGACGAUAAGGAUUGGAAGUGGCUUAUAAAGGAGGUUUAUUCUGACGAAAAGUUUAAGGAAAGGAGUGCAAGGAACUCUGAAAAUAGGCGCAGUUAUGCAAAAGAGCUAAUGCAUCGAACAGGGAGCAAGCCUACUAGACAAAUCAUUUGGGAUGAAUUGGGAGCGAAUAAGGGGAAAAAACCAACUUUGGUAGAUGUAUUCCACGCAACUCGCAAGAAAGGCACUAACCUCCCAAAUGCAGAAACGACACAAAAAUACGAGGAAAUUCAGAAAAUAAUGGAAGAAGAACAAACACUUUCCCAUGUACAGGUAGCACAAAAGGUGUUUAAGUCGAUGUCUCGUGAUCGGGUUUUGGGUUUUGGAGGAGGAAUAACACUUAAAGAAUUAUCAGGACCACAACCUAGUAGGGUGGAACUUCAAUCUAAGUUGAAUGAGGCAAACAAACAAAAUCAUGUUCUUACCAAUCGCGUGGAUACGGUACAAGAAGAAAACAAUGCACUUAAGAGUCGCAUGAGUUCAGUUGAAGAAGAGCUUAAUGCAUUUAAAGAAGUGUUCUUACAACGCUUUUCAAAAGAUGGCACUCCAAGACAGAAUGUUUCAACUAGUUAGAUUUUUAUUUUGUUCUUUUAGAUUGAACAAGAAUUACUUAUCUUU
Spinacia oleracea (spinach) is the source of this 1545-nucleotide messenger RNA. RefSeq lists its product as uncharacterized. Lineage: Eukaryota; Viridiplantae; Streptophyta; Magnoliopsida; Caryophyllales; Amaranthaceae. The record is from RefSeq and is a predicted model, not a curated record. The transcript is spliced from 9 exons. The coding region runs from base 1 to 1500 and encodes 499 amino acids.